This is a messenger RNA of Penicillium arizonense, 1317 nucleotides long. RefSeq lists its product as uncharacterized. Bases 1 to 1317 code for a protein of 438 amino acids. NCBI's taxonomy places the organism in Eukaryota, Fungi, Ascomycota, Eurotiomycetes, Eurotiales, Aspergillaceae. The record is from RefSeq and is a predicted model, not a curated record. Gene Ontology annotation, biological process: regulation of DNA-templated transcription; aflatoxin biosynthetic process. Gene Ontology annotation, cellular component: nucleus. The transcript has a single exon. Gene Ontology annotation, molecular function: DNA binding; zinc ion binding; DNA-binding transcription factor activity, RNA polymerase II-specific.
AUGGACACAACACGAUCCCCACACGCUCCUAGUCGCACUAGCGUUGAAUCGCCCGGUCUCAAAUUGCGGGAGAGUUGCAACCGCUGUGCCGCAUCGAAGAUCAAAUGCAGCAAGGAAAAGCCGACCUGCGCUCGCUGCACAAAACAAGGCAGACCAUGUGAAUACUUUGCUACCAAACGUGCAGGACGCAAGCCCGGGAGCCGAGUAUCCCAACCCAUCCCAGUGACCCGAGAUCAGAAUAUACCCGCUACGAUACCAACGACCACGGCAGCAGUGACGGUGACGGCGGCGGCUCCCAUUUCGACAAUCGAUCUAUCAGAGCCGGAGAUGAUGCAGCUGUCACCCGUAUCACCGCCGGGGGCCUUUCCAGACAUCUUUUCGGGACCUUCGUCCUUAGAUGAUCCCUUGGGAGAUCAGACAAUCUCGACUCCAGCCACCUUGGAUUUCAAUUUCACCGAUUUUUCCACCUCCGACGUCGCGUUUUCAAUGCUGGACCUACCCGAUGCAAUUGAUCUAACAGACUCGUCCUACUUUCAUCAUUUGGGCGGAGCGAACAAUUUAUCCGACUGUGGUCGAGCUACCACGUUACCUCCGCAAUUGUCCGCCGUUGACGCGGCGGUCGCUCCAAAUGUUGCUCCGCCGCAAAAUCCGACGGACAUUCGACCUGCUUCGGCCGACGGGCAUAGCUCAGGGCAGAUUUGCAGCUUUGCUCGCGCCCUGACCCUUCUCAAAGAUACUCCUUCAUCCGCCUCAUGCACUUGGUUAAAUCAAAUGCCGGUGGAAAGUCAUGCCGGACUCCACCCCGUGCGGACCAUCCAAUCCGUCAUGACAGAAAAUGAGCAGACAGUCCAGGUGAUUAGCGAUAUCUUACAAGAGAAACCUGUGGAAGAUGGGUAUCUACUGGCGGUACUAUCCGUGAUCAUUUUGAAAGUGCUGGCUCGGUAUGCUGCGGUGUUACGACAAAUACCGGGACUAGGUGGCGACGCUUCCGAAUGGAAUUCUCCAGACUCAGGACAGAUGGAAUUGCUGGAGGACAUCUCCUGCACUUAUCGCGAGACCCUAAGCCGAAAGGUCGCGCAGCAGGUUUUUGGCCAGCUCCACCGCGUGCAGCGAUUGGUCAACAUCCUCUCCCAAUGCUUCCAAGCCGACGGCGGACGUGCGGAACCCCAGAAUCUCACCAGCACAGGCGUUUCGGAUAAUAUAUUGUGCAUGGAAAGUUUGUUCCCUUUUUCUCAUUGUAUGUUGGAGCAGUUUGAGAAUGAUUUACGCAAGCGUCUCCGUGCCCUCUCCGCGGAUAUUGUGGGCAGGCUUCGCUGA